AUGGGUUCUAAACAAAAGAAGCCACAUGUAUUGUGCAUACCAGCCCCAGCACAAGGCCAUAUUAACCCAUUCCUAAAACUUGCCAAAAUCCUUCACUCGAAGGGCAUCCGUAUCACCUUCGUCAACACGGAGUUCAACCACCAACGCCUCCUCCGAGCUCAGGGCUCCGACGCCCUAAACGGCAUCCCUUCGUUCUGCUUCGAGACCAUUCCCGAUGGCCUUCCGACACCUGAGAACCUGGAUGCUAGCCAAGAGGUGGUACCCCUAUGCAAGGCCAUGGAUGAGCUGUUUUUGGAUCCAUUUAAAGCUCUUCUUACCAAACUGAGUGCUUCUGAUUCACCUGUGACUUACAUAGUGGCUGACGUCGUUUUGGGCUUCACUCUUGAAGCCGCUAGGGAGAUGGACAUCCCUGAGAUACUCUUCUGGACCGGUGGAGCUGCUUCUUUGUUAUGUUUCGAGCAAUACCCUAAUCUUUUGGAUAAGGGUUUGAUGCCUCUUAAAGAUUCGAGUUUUUUAGCAAACGGGUAUUUGGAUACGAUCUACGAUUGUAUACCUUCGAUGCCCGGUAUACGUCUAAAAGAUAUUCCUCCGUUCAUUAGAAUUAGCGACCCCGGGGAUGAAUACAUGGUUGAAUUCUUUUGUAGACAAGUAGCCAGAGCGAAAACAGCUACCACCAUCAUUUUCAACACUUAUCAUGAACUAGAAUCCGACAUCUUCGACACACUUUCUUCAAUAUUUCCUCCGUGCUACGGAAUUGGCCCUUUGAAUUUACUCGAGAAGGAAAUCGUUCAUAACCAUUUAGAAUCCAUCAAAUCGAACCUUUGGAAAGAAGAGGUAGAAUGUUUAAAGUGGCUAGACUCCAAAGCACCAUCGUCAGUGAUCUAUGUGAAUUUUGGUAGUGUCGCGGUGCUAACACCUCAACAACUAGCCGAGUUUUGUUGGGGACUCGCGAAGAGCAAUUAUUCAUUCUUAUGGAUCGUACGAGAAGACCUCGUGAUCGGUGACUCUUCUGUGCUUCCUCCGGAGUUUUUGGCAGAGACAAGCAGUAGAGGGUUGUUGGCUAGUUGGUGCCCCCAAGAAGAUGUUCUCAAUCACGAAUCAAUAAGAGGGUAUCUAACACAUAGCGGAUGGAAUUCGACGAUAGAAAGCAUUUCCAGUGGAGUCCCAAUGAUCUGUUGGCCGUUUUUUUCGGACCAACAACCGAAUUGUUGGAUGUCAUGCAACAUGUGGGGGGUCGCCAUGGAAAUCGACAUGAAUGUAAAGAGCGAUGAAGUUGCGAAACUAGUGAUUGAGAUGAUGAAUGGAGAGAAGGGAAAAGAGAUGAGGAAGAAUGCCAUUGAAUGGAAGAAGAAGGCUGAAGAGGCAUGUGCCUUUCCGUACGGUUCAUCCAUGGUUAAUAUGGAGAAACUGGUUCAUAUGCUCCAAACAUCUCCAAAAUAAUCCAUAAAUUUAUUUGAGAUGCUUGUGAGUUAUAUUUCUGUUACCAUGUCUUUUAGAAGUGAACUUUAUUUUGCUUGUAUCAAAUCAUCAUUGUAUGUUUGAA
Molecule: messenger RNA, 1543 nt
Organism: Cynara cardunculus var. scolymus (artichoke)
Lineage: Eukaryota; Viridiplantae; Streptophyta; Magnoliopsida; Asterales; Asteraceae
Product: 7-deoxyloganetin glucosyltransferase-like
Exons: 2
Coding region: 1-1440 (479 amino acids)
Molecular function (GO): UDP-glycosyltransferase activity
Source: RefSeq, a predicted model, not a curated record